Penicillium lagena is the source of this 1470-nucleotide messenger RNA. Its product is annotated as putative MFS transporter. NCBI's taxonomy places the organism in Eukaryota, Fungi, Ascomycota, Eurotiomycetes, Eurotiales, Aspergillaceae. The transcript has 7 exons. Bases 1 to 1470 code for a protein of 489 amino acids. Gene Ontology annotation, molecular function: transmembrane transporter activity. The record is from RefSeq and is a predicted model, not a curated record. Gene Ontology annotation, cellular component: plasma membrane. Gene Ontology annotation, biological process: transmembrane transport.
AUGGGGGUUUCUGAAGCCAAAGCGGGCGACAAUGGAGAGAGCCAGGUCUUCCAGCAGGACCCGGAGCUUCCACAGCUCACUACCACCACCGAGCGCAAGUUGAUGGCCAAGAUUGACUGGCACAUCUUGCCUUGCCUGUGUGUUCUCUAUCUACUUGCCUUUUUGGACCGGGUGAAUAUCAGUAAUGCGGCGCUUUUCAACCUCAAAACCGACCUGCAUAUCGAGACAGGAACGAAGUACAACACGGCCCUCACUAUAUUUUUUGUGCCAUAUGUUCUUUUUGAGGUGCCUUCCAAUGUUCUGCUCAAGAAGCUGAAGCCUCAUGUGUGGUUGUCGUUUUGCAUGUUCAUGUUUGGCCUGGUAAUGAUCUGCCAAGGACUCGUCUCAAGCUGGGGAGGCCUGAUGGCGGCGCGGUUUUUUCUGGGUGUGUUCGAGACGGGCAUGUUCCCUGGAUGUUUCUAUUUGAUGGGAAUGUGGUAUAAGCGAUCCGAGGCCCAGAAGCGCUUCAGUUUCUUUUUCAGCUCUACCACCCUGGCCGGUGCCUUUGGUGGACUCUUGGCUUACGGCUUUGGCCAGAUGGGCGGAGAUCGAGGAUAUAGCGGUUGGAGAUGGGUGUUCAUCAUAGAGGGUGUGAUCACUUGCGUUGUUUCCUUCGCCUGGUUCUUCCUCCUCCCUGAUUUCCCCGAGGAUGUCAAAUGGAUGAACGAAGAAGAGCGGGAAUUCAUUCGCGCGAAACUGGCCAAGGAUGUGGGCAAAUCUGCACAUCAUAUCCCAAUAGGCUGGCGUGAAGCAUUGGCUGUCUUUAAGGACUACAAGAUCUUCGUUGGAGGAUUCAUGUACUUCGGCCUCAUUGUCCCGGCCUAUGGAUAUGCGUAUUUUGCGCCUCAAAUUAUCGAGGGCUAUGGAUACAGUGCCGUCAAGACCCAGCUUUACUCCAUUCCACCCUGGGCGGUGGCAUUCGGCUUUUCGCUGAUGAUCGCGUUUUCCUCUGACCGGCUGAAACACCGCUUUGCAUUCACCCUAUUCCCAAUUGCAGUCGCAAUCGUCGGGUUUGCAAUGUUGCUGAACAUCCAUGGGGUUAGUAAUACACACGCUGAGUACGCCGCCCUUUUCUUGGUGACGAGCGGCUGCUACAGCGCAAUGCCCGUCAUUGUGUGCUGGUUCGCCAUGAAUCUGGGUGGCCACCACCGGCGCAGCGUCGGAACGGCUUGGCAGAUUGGAUUUGGCAACAUCGGGGGUAUCAUUGCUGCCUACUCCUUUCAGACCCAGGAUGCUCCACAAUACCGCCCAGGCUUUAUUAUCUGCAUCUCCUUCAUCUGUCUUUCUGCUGCAUCGUGCGUUGUCUACUUUGCGGCUCUGCGUUUUGAGAACCGAAAGAGGGACAGGGCGGCAGUUGAUCCGGCGACUGUGGAUGAGGAGGAGGAGGAGUUUUUGGGCGACAUGGCGCCCACUUACCGGUACCAGUACUAA